AUGUCUCAGAGUCCUUCCUCAAAGAAAUCUUCUCCCAUCUCUGAAACAGCAUCAGGUUCUAGGGCACCAAAUGUUGUGAGCAAUCAAGAUGUUGUGCUGGAUGUUGUGCAAUUGAACUCUGUCCCUCCUUCCGAUUCUGCUCGCAGUCAACCAAGAAAGAUGCAUGCAAGAAAAUCAACCGGAGGAUCUGUCCCAGAAACGUUUUCUGUCCAACAUAGAGAGGCCCAAAUGCCUGCUUCCGAUGAUGAUCAAGGUGUGCAAGAUGAUGAGACCCCUGUUGAUAAAGAUGUUAAGACAACUGUUGAUAAUGAUGAAACAUCUGCUGAGAAAAAUGAUGAGACUCCUGUUACUAAGGAUGUUGAGACAUCUGUUACUCCUUUGAAGACUGUUACUAAAGAUAAGAUGAAGAAAUUUCCUACUGGACCCUCAAAAUCUGGAAGCAAAAAGAAAAUUGCUGUUACUAAAUCUGCUACAAAGGUUCGUGAUGUUCCCUUGGAUAACAUAUAUCUCCACUAUGCUUCCAAUGCAAUCCAGUGGAAAUUUGUGUAUCAAAGAAGGCUGGCCCUUGAAAGAGAGUUAGCAAAUGAUGCUCUGGAGAAUCAAGAGGUAAUGCAGCUCAUCAAAACUGCAGGUAGAAAUGCUGAAGCUCAACCUGAGCUUGAAGUAACUGAUAAUGAGGUCUGCAACACCAUCACUGGGGGUAAGGUGAAAAAGUGGCCCAUCAAAAGCAAACUGUCUGCUAGUCUCUUGACUGUUAAGUAUGCUUUGCUGCAUAAAAUUGGCUCUGCCAACUGGGUGCCCACCAAUCACACCUCUACCAUUGCUGAGUUGCUGUUGCCGUCAGGGUUUUUGGGUGAAGAAACUGUUAGAGCUUUUGUUGAUUUAGUUUUCUCAUUGUAG
Messenger RNA from Vicia villosa (hairy vetch), 900 nucleotides. RefSeq lists its product as uncharacterized. The transcript has 6 exons. The coding region runs from base 1 to 900 and encodes 299 amino acids. Lineage: Eukaryota; Viridiplantae; Streptophyta; Magnoliopsida; Fabales; Fabaceae. The record is from RefSeq and is a predicted model, not a curated record.